Messenger RNA from Acyrthosiphon pisum (pea aphid), 1101 nucleotides. RefSeq names its product vegetative cell wall protein gp1. Bases 78 to 947 code for a protein of 289 amino acids. NCBI's taxonomy places the organism in Eukaryota, Metazoa, Arthropoda, Insecta, Hemiptera, Aphididae. The record is from RefSeq and is a predicted model, not a curated record. The transcript is spliced from 2 exons.
UGGCAUCACAGACAACAUUCAAAGUAUUCUAAUCCUCACAUUCGUGCUGUGCAUUAAAAAAAAAAAUUUUAAAAAAAAUGAAUAAUUUUGGAAUCAUUGCCAUCUUGGCGUUGGCUUGCUUAGCCAAGGUUAACGCCACUCCAUGUGGUGGAUGUGGAUGUCAAGCCCCAUGCCUUCCACUCCCAUGUCUUCCAGCCCCACCAUGCUGUCCACCCCCAUGUCUCCCAGCCCCACCAUGCUGCCCUCCCGCUUGUCUUCCAGCCCCACCCUGCCCACCAUGCAUUCCAGCACCACCUAUUAGUCCAGCAGCACUAGCAUCUUUAUUGGCUACUCUUAAAGCUGCGGCACCUUACUCGCCCCUUACUCCACUCCCUGUCGCUCCACCUUGUAAACCAGCUUGUGGACCAGCCCCAACCGUAGCCACAACCCUGUCGGUUCCCGCGCCAGCACCUCAGGUCAUCGCUCCAGGACCAGCUCCAGGACCCUUGAUAGUCCAAUUGCCGUCAGUAGCCGGAAAGUGCGCACCGAUCGUCGUUCCCGCCGGUCCAGCCCCUAAUCUGCUCGUCAAACUGAACCAAUGCCCAGCACCCGCCCCAAUUAUACUUCCAGGUGCGGCACCUGGACCUAUCGUCAUCAACGAUGGAAACGUAGUUAAGGAACAAUCUGUCACGUGUGCACCAGCUCCACAGUCGAACAAAAUAUUCUUCGCAUUGCCAGCUCCAUUACCGACUCCACCGGUCGUUUUGCCACCAGCUCCAUUACCAAAAGUAUUCUUCAACCCCGGUCUGUACGUCCAAAAACCUGAUAUCGUAUACCAAACCCCAGUUGGUCUACCACAAUUGUUUUUGAUUCCACCACCAUGCGGAUGUCCAGCACCGUGCUAUCCACCACCCGGUCUAUGCAACUUGCCACCAGUCCUCGCCAAGGUCCCAGCUUGCUGUUGUUAGAUGAUUUUGUCAUCAUAAAAUGUUUAAUGUACAUUACAUUAAAAACAAUUAUAAAACAUUAUUGAAAUAUUAUUGAACAAUUUUGAAUACAAAAAUUACCUUUUUUUAAAUGAAUAUAUUUGGGAAUUAAAUAAAUGCAAUUGCUUAAAUUGAA